AUGUCGUUUUUAUCGGCUCUAAAGUCGUCGAUCCAACUGUUUUCUCUCAUUUUCUCCCUUUUUCUCAACUCGAUUCUUAUCUACUUGAUUGCGACGAAAUCGCCGAAAAAGAUGGGCACCUACAAGCAUUUGAUGUGCUAUUUCUCGACGUUCUCAAUGAUUUACGCACUUGACGAUUGGAUUGUGAAGCCGGUAAAGGGAGUGGGGAAGGAUUACGGUAGUUAUGAGCGAGUUUCAGUACAUUCACAGCUACGGAGCCAGUUUCUCGAUGAUCAUGGACUUGCGGGACAGUUGGAUUCCGGAGGACGCGGCAUUCUUCCUGGUUGGUGAGUUAUUGAGGCAGACGAUCGGAGGAAAAUCAAGAAACCAAUGGAAACUGGGUAUUUCUUGUUUGUCCGGACGUCAUGUCUGGUGACCAAGGAUUACCGAAAGAGUUCUGAUUUGAACAUUGAUGACUCGAAAAGGUCAACCUGAAAACACUUCAUUUAGGAUGGUAUAUCUCAGCUGUCGGUUGAGAUAUCAAAAAGUCGUCAACUAGUAAAUUGUUUAAAAAGAUAUUGUGAACAUUUUAUCAAUUGACAACUUUUUGAUAUCUUCACAGACAGCUGAAAUACAAACAUUUUAAUAGACAAUAUCCUAGGUGCUCUUCAAUUACAGCAUCUUCGGAAUAACCAAGUCCAAUAUGUAAGAAGUCUACAGUGUUUUGAUAGUUCAGGCCUCAAAAAACUUGGGCCGGCACUUUGCUUUAAAUUUUCAAAACCAGAAAUCUUUGCAAAUGAAUGAAAGUGUUCAGCGUCGCUUGCCGGAUGUUUCGGAGUCACAAUCUACGCGAUCGCCAUCAAUUUCAUCUUCAGAUUCUUCGCUUUCGAAAGGUUUCCGUUUCAAGCAGUACUUUUGAAUAGAGACCUUUUCCUUUUGAACUUCUAGAAAUGACCAAGUUUCAAAAAUCGGAUUUGUAUUGCUAGACGUGUCAGUCACCCUUACCUCUUAUUAAAAACGAUGUAACUCAGCUGCCGGUGGGAAUGCCAAAAAGUUGUCAACUGAUAAAUUGAUCAUUUAGAUAUUAUGUACAUUUUAUCAGUUGACAACUUUUUGAUAUCUCCAUUGGCAGCUGAGAUACAUCGUUUUGAAUGGACCGUAUAUCCUUGUUGUUCAGAAGAGGCCGUCUCCGUUACUUCAAAGGCAAAUUCCUGCCCGUCUGGUUCCUGAUCCCGAUCUUCGGAGGGCUCUCCUGGGUUCUUUUGUGCUGGCUGCUCAUGUACCCGGAUCUCCAGUUCUCCGAGUAUUUACGGUAGGUCCCCGACGCUCACGCACACGCACAAACGAGUCAUUUGCAGGGAGAGCAUCAAGGAAAACUAUUCUUUGGAAGCCGACAAUAUCACCUACACCGGCGCCUUUUUCUACCGGACCGAUUCGGGUGGAAAUGUCUUUUGGAGCUUUAAGAACUCACUCGGAGCACUUGGGCUCAAUGUCCUGAUGGUAUUUGUUGAUGUACAAUAGUUGAAACUGAAAAAUACGAUUUCCAGUCGAUUCCCUUCAUAACCAUCCUGAUUUUCGGCUCGCGAAGUUAUAAAAUCGUGCGGAAACUGAUAUUUCAGGGAGAAUCGGACUACGCGAAAAGGUUGCAGAUGCAAUUGUACAAAGCUCUCGUCGCACAGGUAGUUUUCUGA
This is a messenger RNA of Caenorhabditis sp. 36 PRJEB53466, 1670 nucleotides long. The record is from the annotation of a GenBank genome assembly. NCBI's taxonomy places the organism in Eukaryota, Metazoa, Nematoda, Chromadorea, Rhabditida, Rhabditidae.